AAGGAAUAUCUGGGUUCAAGGCUAGAAGCUGACCUAACAUUGGCUCCACAGGGCUCAGGUGGCCUAGAAGGUUGUCUGGGUUCAAGGCUAGAAGCUGACAUAUCAACUGUACCUUCAAUUCACCUUCAUAAUCCAAUGUUUAUGGGAAAUUCUGGAAACGUUAAUGGUAGAACUUUUAAUUUAUCCAAAGAAAGUGCGUUAAAAAGGAUAAUGAUCAUGAAAAGGUACAUCGAGUUCUGGCCAAAAAUUUACGUUGGAACUUCACGGUUCAUUUACAUGAUUGCAAGUGGAGUAAACCUUGCAAUUAUUUAUAAAUUUGAACCUAAUUUGAGACAACAAAAAUACAAGGUUAUCGGCGACGUUGAAGGCGUAGAUUCUAUCCUUG
This is a messenger RNA of Dentiscutata erythropus, 385 nucleotides long. NCBI's taxonomy places the organism in Eukaryota, Fungi, Glomeromycota, Glomeromycetes, Diversisporales, Gigasporaceae. The record is from the annotation of a GenBank genome assembly.